Messenger RNA from Amoebophrya sp. A120, 1175 nucleotides. The record is from the annotation of a GenBank genome assembly. NCBI's taxonomy places the organism in Eukaryota, Dinophyceae, Syndiniales, Amoebophryaceae.
UGUCUCGUGUUCUUUACGUGUGUGACGCAGGGCCGCGAGUGUUGACUUUAGUCAGGACUUUGGUCCUUCAUGACAGCAAAGGGUCAUGAUACUCUCGUGCGGUUAACAUUUGAAAAGUUCAAAAACAAAAAGAAAGAGUACACCAUGUCGUGAACAAGCGCAGAAUCAAGACAGAACGCCUAACACCAUGUUUCGUCGUGCUUUCCCCACCCUCCGUUGGUGCUCGUCCAACCCGCAAAACAGCAUGACGAUGCGGGACCCGCGGAUCCACGACAGCACGUACGACAAGGUCCUGAAGCCGCCCUUUUUCAAGCACCGACGGAUGUCGCACCCGUACUUCUGCUCGGAUUUCUCCAAGGGAAAAAGGAAACUGGUACUCCGCAUAGAGUACGAUUGGCGGAGGUUCGCGAGGGAGGCGAGGGAACUGAAGACGGUACUGCACCGGCUGUUUGUUGAGAAGAGAAGAAUACGAAACGGAAUUGAUAACGGGUCUUCUUCCGAGUCAGAGUCCCAGCUCGCUCAGGAUGAAGGCAACUAUCAAAUGCAAAAAUGUCUGGCUCUGGAAGGUUGGACUUGGAACUUGUGAUGCUCACCUCGGACUCUAAAAAAAUCUGUAUAAUUGUAUGACCAGCAAGAGGAGUCUAGUCUGUGCUACGCGGGAAGGUAUUUGUCAUGCGGAGUAGGCAUCAGGAAGCCCUCUAAAAAUCUGUGAUGCGAGGUCGUGCAUUACAGACCUCCUGGGUCAUGGAAAAUAUGCAUGACAAACCCAGCAACAUUCCAGACCCAGACACUUUCGCAUUUGAUAGUAACAGACUUUCUGCAACGAGAACCGCGAGGACUAUGUCGAGUAGCUUCGAUCUGGUUGAAAUCGAGGCGUCCGGAGUGCCGGUUGGAGAGCAGGAAGUACGAGUGUCGGUUGCGGGUGAGAAUAUGACCGUCUUGCACCACGGGGAAUUCAAAAGUGUACUGACGGAAGCAGGGUUGAGAAAUCUGCACGCACGCGUUGUGAGGAGUUUCGAUAUCAGCUGCUGACAAAAUGUAGGAGUACUGCGUGUAGUAACUGCGUCUCGUUGUCGGAAAGGUGCGUGCGCUUGAGCUUGUCUUGCUCUUGCGAUUGACACUUUCAUCGCAUAUCAUAUGACGCAGACCAGUCUGCCCUUUUUAUCGCAAUCAAU